This is a messenger RNA of Trichosurus vulpecula (common brushtail), 459 nucleotides long. Its product is annotated as group 10 secretory phospholipase A2-like. Bases 1 to 459 code for a protein of 152 amino acids. Gene Ontology annotation, molecular function: phospholipid binding; calcium ion binding. The record is from RefSeq and is a predicted model, not a curated record. Lineage: Eukaryota; Metazoa; Chordata; Mammalia; Diprotodontia; Phalangeridae. The transcript has a single exon. Gene Ontology annotation, biological process: lipid catabolic process; arachidonate secretion; phospholipid metabolic process.
AUGGAACUUCUCCCUCUGCUGCUACUACUGCUCUUUACAACUGUUUCAGGGAAAUCCCAUGUGCAUUGGAGGGGACUCUUGUCAACUGUCAACUGUGCUACAAGCCUCUCAGCACUCGCUUAUAUGAGCUAUGGCUGCUACUGUGGCAUUGGAGGAAGUGGUUGGCCCCGGGACAGAGCUGAGUGGUGCUGCCAAAACUUUGGCUGCUGUUAUAGCAAGGUUGAGGAAGCUGUUUGUUUCCCUACGAUGGAACGCUAUAAUUGGGAAUGUAGAGACCAGAGGUUGGGAUUUGGUGCCAACCUGAACAAGUGCCAAGAAAUAAUGUACAAAUGUGACAAGGAAAUUGCCCACUGCUUGGCCACAGCAGAAUAUAAUGCAAAGACAUUUUCUUCUUCCACCUCCGUUGUGGAGAUAAACAGUGGAAGUGUGACCGAUAUACCUCGGAAAUUUUCUUUUUGA